AUGGCUGCGAACAAGAGCGUUAGGAAGGAAAUGGGAUUUUUGAUGACGACAUUGCGGAAGGUUGUUGGAGCUGUUGAGAUGAUGCUAUUCGAUACACGUGUUGUUGGCCCGGUUUCGAUACUUAUUUUAGUCUUUGAGGCGAUUCUACUUGAAGUUAUCAUUAGGCGAGUUCCAUAUACUGAGAUUGACUAUAGCACAUACAUGCAGCAGGUUACGCAGAUUGAGCAAGGCGAGCUAGACUACGAUCUGAUUGGAGGAGACACGGGCCCAAUAGUUUAUCCUGGAGGAUACGUCUUCAUCUAUUCGUGGAUGAAGGUUCUCACCGGUGGCAUGGAGGAGUUGUGGAAGGGGCAGGAGCUCUUCAGGGUGCUGUAUCUGCUGACAAUGGGGCUCACAUUGGCUGUGUAUUUGAACAUCCAAGAACCGUAUAGGGUUCCACCGUAUGUGAUGUAUUUAUUGGCUAUUUCCAAACGGUUGCAUUCCAUCUAUGUGUUGAGGCUCUUCAACGACUGUUUCACGACUUUCUUCAUGGUGGGAGUCAUUUUAUUAUUGCAACUAUCUUCGAGAUUCAAGAGAAGGGGGGAGACCUUGAAUAGCGACCUCCUUACACUUGCCAGUAUUGGAUGCUAUGCCUUAGGAGUGAGCAUCAAGAUGAAUGCCCUACUUUACCUUCCUGGACUCCUACUGGUGGUGUAUUUCCUCAACAACGAGAACCUGAUGCGGAGCUUGGGGAUGCUGUUGUUUGGAUGUCUACAAUUCUGUGGAAUUAACCAAAUGUUCCUUCUGAACGGGUCUAGAAUUAGAGCCAGUUUCUUGAGAAACGCCUUUGAUUUCAAUAGGAUCUUCACCUAUAAAUGGAGUGUCAAUUGGCAGUUCAUCAAUGAGGAAACUUUCUGCAGUCCAAGGUUCCACAAAUUGCUCCUUCUUCUUCAGCUUGGUCUAUUAACGGCGUUUCUAAUUAAACAGUGGCUCCAUCCCUUUAUUACGGGGAAACCGCUCUACCAAUUACUCAUUCGAGAUGGACUCUGGGCUCCUAAUAGAAACACCCUCAAUUUCAACAACCAACUAGUCCUUGGACCAAAUAGCAGUUACCAUAUAGCAGUGAUCAUGAUGUCGUGCAAUAUAGUAGGCGUCCUCUGUGCUCGGAGUCUCCACUACCAGUUUCUCAGCUGGUAUGCUUACAGCGUUCCCAUACUGGUAUAUAGAGGUGUGACUUCCCUGGUAUAUCGUUUCAACAGAAUCGACAACUUUACAGUUAACUACUUUACCCAUCACCGUGCUACCGUCAACAGCAACACCAACAGCAACACCAACGCCGCGCCCACUGCGUCCCGCCGCCGCCGCCAGUGGGCGGUAGCACUUCUGGUGUGUGCGUUCUGCGGCGCGCACGAGCUUGCGUGGGACAUGUAUCCGCCGGCGCCGCUCGGUAGCACCGUGCUUGUUAGUGGGCUCUCUCUUAUUGUAGUGGGGAAUUUAUUUGCAAACCCGGGCGCGACAAACAUCAAAGAGAGAAAAUCCUGUUCUAAAAGUCUGUGA
Molecule: messenger RNA, 1536 nt
Organism: Pichia kudriavzevii
Lineage: Eukaryota; Fungi; Ascomycota; Pichiomycetes; Pichiales; Pichiaceae
Exons: 1
Coding region: 1-1536 (511 amino acids)
Cellular component (GO): endoplasmic reticulum
Molecular function (GO): dol-P-Man:Man(5)GlcNAc(2)-PP-Dol alpha-1,3-mannosyltransferase activity
Source: RefSeq, a predicted model, not a curated record